AUGGCCCAUGAUCGCAACCCUCUUCCGACUGCUCCUUCCCGACCUGGAGUGCCAUUGAAACCCGCUCUCGCUCGAGCACCGAAUCCUCCUCGUCUGGCUCAAGACUCGCCUUCCUCGACGACGGCAACAACAAUAAACACAACGUCAACAACACCCUUUCGACCCAAAUUGCAAGAGUCGGAAUUCAGACCAAGACUAAACAACCACAAACCCACACCUUCGCCCCUGUCCUCGACGCGUCCGACGGCGCAGGCCGCCUCCACCCAUGUCACGCCGCAGACAUUGACUGGAAAGACACGAGCUGGGCAGAUAAUAAACUCGACCCCGACCAGUCAACCGCCCAACGACGAUACCCCGAGUCAUGCAAGAAAGAGACCCCUUAUGAUCUCUCCCACAAACAGCGAACCUGCCGUACGCCGUCCGCAGCUAGCUACCUCUAACAGGGCCAAGAGCGUCGUGGGCUCUGCAAGACCACCCAAUGCAAAUCCCUCUCGCCCUGCUCCAGUUACCACCAGAACUGCACCUACUGUCCGUGGCUUCGUCAAAACACCAGACACCACCAGAUCAAAUGCCUCGACACUACAGCCCCACGUCUCGGGUCCUGCGAGAAUCUCGCCAGUUCCCACAUCUCGUCCUACAUCAGCAAAGCUAGAGAAGGAUUCGAGUCCCAUGUUCUUCCACGCCAGCGACGCCAAACCACAACCACAAACACAACCCACGCCUCAAAUUCAAGCACCCAGGUUACGAAAGACGCCAUCUUUCUUGUAUGCCAAUGGCCAGCAGCAGACUCUGGAUUCGAAACCACUCUCCCACCGAAGCUCUUCUCCUGUUCUCUCCAACGUGUCGGCCGCCACAGACUCGCGCUCUCGUCAAGUUUUCGUAAAGUCGCCUGUGCCCUCGGAUUUGGCUAAUAUACCAACCAUAACCUCUCCACCCCUGAGUGCUGUUUCCUCGGCCUCAAAUUGCUUUACAAGCCCCAACUCACCACCUAAGAACAACAUCCACCUGUCCUAUAGAAAGGGAGCCUCUCAAAUAUUUGCACUCGGUGGCCCGCCUCUGCCAUUCAAUUCUGCCCAGCCCGCUCAGCGCAAGUCUAGUACCGCAUCGUUGCGCGCUUCUCACAUCCGGAGCACCAGUUUGUCUUCGAUUGACACGGAUAGUCCUGACCAUAUUCGUCGACGAUCGCAGCCCAUACCAACCAUAACUAAGCCUGUUGGCGAGGACGAUCUUCUUGACUCACCUACGCCUGUGCUAGACAAUGGUGCCGAUGGCUCGCUCGACGCGUCGCCCUCUGAUGCUCCACAGGGCAACGAUAUCUUAUCAGUCGAUCCCUAUGCUGAAGCACGCCGUGAGAGGAAGGUCCUCGAUCUCGAGAUUUCAAACUCGUCACUCCUGGCUAUCAACAAGUCUCUGGAACGUGAGCUGAGGAAACAAAAAGCAGAACUAAAGCGCUUCCGUCGCUUGAGUCGAGCUGGUCAAUUUGCAGUGUCUCAGAGGAGGUCAAGUGACGGGGAAGAAGACCUUUCAACGCUGGACGAAGACGGUGAUUUGCCUGAUUUCGACGACGAUGACGAAGGUGCUCGACCUUCCAGUCCUUUCCACUCGCAACCUGAAGACGACUCGUCGGACGAGGAGUCGACGGGAUCCUCAGCUGUCCCUUUGUCUCCUGGUGCGCAGGCUGCUCGAGAUGCCGCACAACGAGCUGAGGACGAGAGUCGUCUGCGACUCGACUUGAGCCGUCAUCGCGAACUGCUCAUGGACACACAACGGAUGAAUCAGUCUUUGCAGCGUUGCCUCUACUGGACCGAAGGCCUGAUCAAAGACGGAAGGAAAGCUCUUGAAUACCAAGUCGUAUCCUCAGAGGUCAAACUUGGUGGUCGUAUACUUUCUGGCGAUGAUGCGGACGAAGUGUCUUCGCAAGUCGAUGAUGCUGAAAGCGUCCACAGUAUAGAUGAACAACCUGGUGCCCUCCCAGACUUUGGCGAGCCCGACAGACGAAGUGUCGGCAGUGAGAUGGAUAGCGGUAUUGACCUCAUGGGUAAACGCGGACCUUUGACAAUGGCUAGAGACAACCCUCAUCAUUCUCGAUUAUCUCAACCGUGA
Molecule: messenger RNA, 2103 nt
Organism: Aureobasidium namibiae CBS 147.97
Lineage: Eukaryota; Fungi; Ascomycota; Dothideomycetes; Dothideales; Saccotheciaceae
Exons: 1
Coding region: 1-2103 (700 amino acids)
Source: RefSeq, a predicted model, not a curated record